This is a messenger RNA of Clonostachys rhizophaga, 1809 nucleotides long. The record is from the annotation of a GenBank genome assembly. NCBI's taxonomy places the organism in Eukaryota, Fungi, Ascomycota, Sordariomycetes, Hypocreales, Bionectriaceae.
AUGGUUCUUUCUCAGUACGAUUACAUCUUCGGCAUCGGCACCGUGUUUGCCAUGCUUGAUGCCUUCAACAACGGUGCCAACGAUGUCGCCAACUCCUGGGCCACCAGUGUCUCCUCCCGUUCGAUUUCAUACCGAUGGGCCAUGGUCCUAGCCACUUGCUGUGAGUUGGCUGGUGCCAUUGCUACUGGUGCCCGUACCGCGUCGACCAUCAAGGACGGUAUCAUCCCCGCGACUGCCUUCCAGUCCAACCCCGGUGUUCAGAUGCUGGCUUUCGCCUGCGCCAUCGCCGCCGCCUCUUCCUGGGUUAUGUGGUGCACUGCCCACUCCACCCACGUCUCCUCCAGUUACUCCAUCAUCUCCGCCGUCGCUGGUGUCGGUGUUGCUACCGUUGGUGCCUCCAAUGUUCAGUGGGGUUGGAACAACGGUAAGGGUCUCGGCGCCGUCUUCGCUGGUCUCGGCAUGGCCCCUGUUAUCUCUGCUGGCUUCGCUGCCACUAUCUUCAUGCUCAUCAAGCUCGUUGUCCACAUGCGCAAGAACCCUACCCCUUGGGCUGUCUACACCUCUCCCUUCUGGUUCCUCCUCGCCUCUUCCAUCUGCACCCUUUCGAUUGUCUACAAGGGUUCCCCCCAGUUCAACUUGAACAAGAAGCCCGGAUGGUGGAUCGCCGCCGUUGUCGUCGGCACCGGUGCUGGCGUCUGCCUUCUGUCUGUCAUCUUUUUCGUUCCCUACAUCCACGCGCUAGUUAUCAAGAAGGACCAGACCCUCCGCUGGUACCACGUUUUCAUGGGUCCUCUCAACUUCACCCGUGCCGGCCAGGCUGGUGAUGCCGCUGUUGUCCCCAACUUUGCCGUCGUCCAGGAGGACGAGGACGAGGUUGCCUCCUCCAACGGCACCGACGAGCACGAUGUCACCAAGGAGAAGAACACCGCCACGAAGACCGCUGCCCCCGAGCACGACAACGAGCACGCCCUUGUCCACCUCGAGGCUACCCAGGAGGAGUACCAGGAGAUGGUCGCCGCUAAGCAGCGCCAGAUGCACGACAGGAUCAUCAAGAAGGGCGGACCUCUUGGCUGGGCUCUCCGCACUCUCCGCGAGAACCCCAUGGGUGCCGGUUCUCUCUACGAAAUCCACAACAUCAAGAGAAUUUUCAUUCGUAUUCCUGCCAUGAUUGUUGUCGCUGCUCUCUACGGUAUCAACUACGACAUUCACGGUGCUCAGUCCGGUGUUCUCGGAACCCCUGAGGGUGCCCGUAUGGCUCGUGUCUACAGCCACGCUAAGCAGUACUCCAACGAGGUCGAAUACAGCUACUCCUUCAUUCAGGUUCUUACCGCUUGCACUGCCUCUUUCGCUCACGGUGCUAACGAUAUCGGUAACUCUGUCGGUCCCUGGGCUGCUAUGUACUACGCCUGGUCUCAGGAGAAGACUGCCGAUAAGACCCCCGUUCCCAUCUGGCAGCUCGCUGUCCUUGGUCUCACUCUCUCCGUCGGUUUCAUUACCUACGGUUACAACAUCAUGAAGGUCAUGGGUAACAAGCUUACCUACCACUCUCCUUCUCGUGGUUGCUCUAUGGAGAUGGGCGCUGCCAUCACCGUCCUCCUCGCCUCCCAGUUCUCUCUCCCCGUCUCUACCUCCAUGUGCAUCACCGGUGCUACUGUCGGUGUUGGUCUGUGCAACGGGACCUGGCGCGCUAUCAACUGGCAGCGAAUUGGUCUCCUCUUGACCGGUUGGAUCCUGACCAUCCCUAUUGCCGGAACUCUUGCUGGCUGCCUCAUGGGCCUGUUCAUCAACGCCCCUCACUUUGCCUCUUAA